AUAUAAUAAUGUGGGACUAUUUGAUAUUCGGAAUUCAUUGGCUCGAUUAAUUUGAAUUCAUUCCAUAACAACUCAUUACAUAUGAAGGAUUUUAGUCCUUCAUAUGAAAGAAGACUCAGUUGCCGACUUAAACUCGAGACUCAACUGGAGCCGGAAAGAACCUUUAUCAUUCCACCACGUCUUCUGAACAAACAUAUUGCUUGAUACUAAUGUUUCUUUUAUACGUAUUUUACACUGUCAGUGCACAGAACUUAACGACGUUUUAAAUGUAUUUGAUUGGUUUUGUAGGAAUUUGUUACAGCAGUAAUUGCAUAUGAGAAGAAGCUUAAUGGUUGUGAAAAUAUACCAAGAGGUGUCAAAUUCAACCAUGAAUUGGAAAAGCAAAAGAAAAAGCAUUAUUAGAAGUUUUUCAAUUGCAAAAAAUAUGUAUGGCAAUGGACUUGGAAGAAUUUCAGAAAAAAUAUCUGAACUUGAACCUGGAGCUGAAUUUCUUGAGGUGAAUAUCACUUAGAUCUCAUCGUGAGUUAUGGAGCAGCGCCUGUUAUAGUGCCGCGGGUUAAUGGUGUACACAUGUUACUAGAAAGUUUUCAACCAAUUCAUGGAGUUCUUUUAUGUGAAGGAGAAGACAUUGAUCCAUCAUUAUAUGAUGCUGAAUUAUCAGGAUUAUCACAAGAAGAACUUGAUGAAAUCAAGAAGAUACAUUCAAGUGAUACAACAAUUGAUAGAGAAAAAGAUUCAAUUGAAUUAGCUCUUGCAAAAUUAUGUCUUGAAAGGAACAUACCUUAUUUGGGAAUUUGUAGAGGUUCACAAGUUCUCAAUGUUGCUUGUGGUGGCACCCUUUAUCAAGAUUUGGAGAAAGAAUUGUCCAAGAAUUGUCUAUCGCGCUCUGAGUCUCCAGAAAUGCUGUCGCACCUAUGGCAGUCGAUUGAUGUAUCGUCUGACAUGCAUCCAUCGGCAGUUUUGAAGAGUCAGAGUUCGAAAGAAUUGUCCAAGAAUGGUCAAUCCCUGUCCCGCUCUGACUCUCCAGAAAUGUUGUCGCACCUGUGUCGGCCGGUCGGUGGAUCAUCUGAGGUGCAUCCAUCGACAGUUUUGAAGAGUCAGAGCGGCACCCUUUAUCAAGAUUUAGAGAAAGAAUUGACCAAGAAUUGCCAAUCGCUAUCACGCUCUGACCCUCCGAAAACGUUGUUGCACCUGUGUCAGCCGGUCGGUGUAUCACCUGACAUGCAUCCAUCGACAGUUUUGAAGAGUCAUAGUCCGAAAGAAUUGACCAAGAAUUGCCAAUCCCUAUCGCGCUCCGACUCUCCAGAAAUGUCGUCGCGCCUGUGUCAGCCGAUCAGGUCAUCCGACAUGCAUCCAUCGACAGUUUUGAAGAAUCAGAGCGAGAUAGGACAAAACUAUGAGAAAGUUGUGCACAUGAACUAUGACAACUAUGAUGGACAUAGACAUGUGGUGAAAAUAGUUGAAAAUACACCAUUACACAAAUGGUUUAAAGAUUCAUUAUUAGAAGAAGAUGAUAACAAAAUGGAGAUUUGGGUUAAUAGUUAUCAUCAUCAAGGUGUUAAGAAAUUAGCACAAAGAUUUGUGCCAAUGGCAUUUGCUAAUGAUGGAUUAAUUGAAGGUUUUUAUGAUCCAGAUACAUAUAAUCCUGUUGAAGGUAAAUUUAUUAUGGGAUUACAAUUUCAUCCUGAACGUAUGCGUGGACAAGAUAAUGGUGAUUUUGAUUAUCCAGGAUGUGCUAUGGCUUACCAGGAAUUUGUUAAAGCAGUAAUUGCAUAUGAGAAGAAGCUUAAUGGUUGUGAAAAUAUACCAAGAGGUGUGAAAUUAAACCGUGAAUUGGAAAGCAAAAGAAAAAGCAUUAUUAGAAGUUUUUCAAUUGCAAAAAAUAUGUAUAGCAAUGGACUUGGAAGAAUUUCAGAAAAAAUAUCUGAACUUGAACCUGGAGCUGAAUUUCUUGAGGCAAACACAGCAUUGAGUGUGCAACAAGAGAAUAGGUUGAAGCAAAUGGGAGCAACAGUGAGGAAUGCAUCGACAUACAUGAACAGAUUGAAGAUGAAUGAAGAAAGAGAAAGAAUGGCUAGAGCUAUUCUUGCAAAAAUGUCAAUUGAACAACUCUCAGAUAUGAUUGGAUUUUAUCAUAAAAUGGGACAACUUUGUUCUGAGGCUUUAGACAACAAGUUCAAUGACAUGGAGUUAGCUUGAAUUAUUACAUGGAGAGCAUCGGAGUAACUGGUAAAGUUGUUGUCGCGUGACCAGGAGGUCAUGUGUUUUAAGUUGUGGAAACGGGAUCUCUCGCAGAAAUGUCUUGUGAUUCGGUUCUUUCUUGAACCCCGUGCAUAGCGGGAGUUUAAGUGCACCGGACUGCCCUUUUCUACAAUGUAUCAUUGAUUAAUUUUUUUAACAAAAUGUCACUCCAUGUUUAAUUAUGCCAUGAAAUCAACUUUGUUUUGUUUUUGCUGAUUGGCAAGUGUAUAACUAAGGUGUAAUAAGUUAUAUACAUCGAUAAUACAAAAAAAUUAUAUUAGUAUA
Molecule: messenger RNA, 2526 nt
Organism: Capsicum annuum
Lineage: Eukaryota; Viridiplantae; Streptophyta; Magnoliopsida; Solanales; Solanaceae
Product: putative glutamine amidotransferase GAT1_2.1
Exons: 4
Coding region: 571-2199 (542 amino acids)
Cellular component (GO): cytosol
Molecular function (GO): hydrolase activity, acting on carbon-nitrogen (but not peptide) bonds, in linear amides
Source: RefSeq, a predicted model, not a curated record